Messenger RNA from Capsaspora owczarzaki ATCC 30864, 717 nucleotides. RefSeq lists its product as hypothetical. The coding region runs from base 1 to 717 and encodes 238 amino acids. NCBI's taxonomy places the organism in Eukaryota, Filasterea, Ministeriida, Capsasporidae. The transcript has 5 exons. Gene Ontology annotation, molecular function: GTPase activity; GTP binding. The record is from RefSeq and is a predicted model, not a curated record.
AUGGCUGCACGAGCACCAGCACAACGAGCUGCUCCAGGCGGCGCUGCAAAGAUUUGUCAAUUCAAACUUGUACUACUUGGCGAGUCUGCUGUCGGCAAAUCAAGUCUUGUCCUCCGCUUUGUCAAGGGCCAGUUCCACGAUCGCCCUGCUCCCCUGCCCCUUGUGGGCAUGCUGGUGCUUUGUGACCUUCUGCAGCAGCAGCAGCAGCAGCAGCAGUCACCUUCCGCGUUCUUGACCCAGACCGUCUGCUUGGAUGACACCACUGUUAAGUUCGAGAUUUGGGAUACCGCAGGCCAAGAACGAUACCACAGCCUUGCGCCCAUGUACUACCGCGGCGCGCAGGCUGCGAUUGUUGUCUACGAUGUCACAAACGCCGACACGUUUGCACGCGCCAAGACCUGGGUCAAGGAGUUGCAGCGCCAGGCGUCGCCCAACAUUGUCAUUGCUCUUGCUGGUAACAAGGCUGAUCUGAGCGUCAAGCGUGUUGUCGAGUACGAGGAGGCGAUGGCGUAUGCCGAAGACAACGGCCUGCUCUUCAUGGAGACCUCGGCCAAAACUGCUAUGAACGUGAAUGAGAUUUUCCUUGCCAUUGCCAAGAAACUGCCAAAGACCGAUUCGCGCGGACCCGGUGGUGUGGCCGCACCCGGUGGUGCUCAGUCUGGCAACGUCGAGCUCAAGCCCGACGGCGCCAAGGCAGCUGGUGGCAAGUGCUGCUAG